CCUCCUUCUCCCUUCUUUACUGCUCCGCCCCAUCACAAAGCUCCAGUUCAGGGAAUGAGUGCAGGGCCUGAGUGUGACUUUGUGUGACUCGGGUUGGCAAACAGAAAGUCAUCUCAGGAAUAUUACUGUAGCUGUAGGGUGAGUGCUCUUCUCUGAGGGCACCAUGUAAAGAUGAAGUGAGUGCCCUCUUCCCCAGACCUUCACCCUGAAUCCAGGAGGCAACACAGAAGCAUGGUGGUGGAGGAAAUCACCAUUGCGCUCUCCGGUGGAGCACCAUGGGGCUUCAGACUUCAGGGGGGAGCGGAGCACCAGAGACCACUGCAGGUUGCCAAGGUGCGCAAGCGCAGCAAGGCAUGCAGGGCUGGACUGCGAGAGGGGGAUGAGCUGGUGUCCAUCAAUGAGAGCUCCUGUGAGCCUAUGUCCCAUGCUCAAGCCAUGAACUUCAUUGAUAGCAUCCCUGGAUCACUGCGCAUUCGGGUAAAGAGGGCACCGGCUGGAUUCCAGUCGGUGGUUUUGGUAGCCCGAGCACCUUCUCCCCGCAUCGAUAAAGAGUACCGAGCUGCUCUAAAGGCCAAAUCUCCAUCCAGCUCCAAAGUGCAGCAGUCUAGUGUUCAACAAGCAUACUACAGCUCAUCGAUGUCUCAGACUGUCCGCAGUGGCGUCACCUCCCCAUUUGGCAGUGAGGCCUACUAUGGAGAGAUAGACAGUGAUGCAGAUGUGGCAGCCCAUGACCGUCAACGUAAGCAGAAGCGCCGCAGCCCCAGUAACUCCCCAGGAAAAGCAGGCUACACUUCUCCUGAAAUGGGAGAAGCCUCUGAGAUGAGUGGCUAUGACAGUGCACCAGAUAUCCAGGGCUACACCAUGCUGGGGCAUGGCUCUCAAGAGGGCACCCUGCCUGGCGUGGUUCGCCGUGAGGUGGUGUACCAGCCCCAUCCAUCUGGAGCCUGGUCCUCCCAGACCUCCACUGAGACCUCAUCCAUGAGUGCAGAUGAGCAGAGUUCUCAGGACCUGGUAUUGGAGGAGAACUGUGGGUCCCAGGAGCCUGCUAAUGUACCACUGGUGUCUCCGGAGAGAGCGAAGGGGGCGCUUAGGCUGAGCUCCCAUGUCCAGUUGGUACCCAUGGUGGGGCCAGUUGAUAAACCAGUGGACGAGGAGCUCACAAAAACCUACAUGGAUAAAGCAAAACAAGCCAAAUUGAACCGUGGUGAUACACCUCAAGACAAGCAGGUGAAGGAGGCCCGGAAAAAGUGUCGCACCAUUGCCUCUCUGCUGACUGACGCACCUAACCCCCACUCCAAGGGUGUCCUGAUGUUCAAAAAACGCCGUCAGCGCUCCAAAAAGUACACAUUGACUAGUUACGGUAGUGUAGAUGAGGACAUGCAAGAAGACUCUCAAGAGGAGGACGGCAACUUCCUUGGAAGUGAAUCCGAGGUGGAUGAGGAGGGGUUCAGUGCAGCACCUGAUCCCACAUGGGACAGUGACUACCUGGAUAUUCUGGAGAAGAGAUCAGCAUCUAGAGGCCUGGAAGGAAACGAAGCGAAGGAUUCUCUGAGCGCUGGCCUGAGUGACACCACAGGGAGAGGGGCAAAGCUGUUUGAGCAGCAGAGGAAGAGAGCUAAGGAUUAUGACAAGAAAAUUUCUGUCACUCAGGCACAACAGAGUCUGAUACAGAGCCAAACCCAGCCUGAAAUCCAAACACAAGAAAUACAGACACAACCAUCAAAUUUGUCUGUACAGGUAAAACACCAAAUGAAACUUGGAAUCCAGCCACCACCAGUUCCACCAAAGCCCACCAUACCACCAGAGCUGAUGAUGCAAGAGGAGGCUUGUGCUUUCAAGACACAAAUCACAGGAUCCCCACCUCAAGUAACCCCUUGCACUAUUAAUGAGCAUACUGCCAGCAUAACAGUACCAGUUCAUACCCUGGUGCCUAUGUCAGACCAACCAAUAACUGCUGCAUUGGCUACGAUGCCUCCACCUACAGCUCCUCUGCCUGAGUUACCAGCUAGCUCAGUGUUGAACCGUACAGCUCGUCCAUUUGCCCCCGGGUUCAUCAGCCACAGAGCAGCUACAGCACCAGUCAUGUUUCGCCCUAACAUUGCUAAAAAGACUCCCAGGCCAGUCUCAGUGGCAUUGAUGGCUCCUCGUGCAACACCAUCUGAUGAGAAAGUUAUAGAUGUACCUUCAACCAGUUUCACAGUGAGCCAGAUAAGUGCUGUUGUUCCUGCUGAGGUGUCCUCCACAUUAAUCCCUGUGCCCACUGAGCCUCUCCCAUACCCUGCUACACCAGAUCCUGCAGCCUCCCUUACUCCACAUCCUCCUUCAUCAAUAGAUAAUAUUCAGCCUUCUAUCACACAGAUUAUAGUGCCUGAUUCCUCUGUUCCUGCCAGUGUCAUUACAGCUACUCCUCCUGCUGGUCUCACAGAUCCCACUACCAUAACCUCCAUUGUAUCCUCUCAGUCCACUGCCACUGAACCUUCAGUGAUACCUGCUGCUCACAAAAUUUCUACAGCACCUGCAACUCCGGUUAGCUCAAUGACUCUUCUGCCUCCUGAAGGUUAUCGAGAGAAAGCCACAGAGAUAGCUCCUGUAGUGGGUGGGAAAACUGGCAUCCUUCAGGAGGCUCGCCGCCGUAGUGCCAAUAAGCCAUUGUUCAAGGUGUUAGAGAGCAAGAAAAACUCACCCAAUCCUGAGCUGCUGUCUAUGGUACAGAAUUUGGAUGAGAGACAUAAGCAAGAAUACACGGAGCCUGUCUCUAUUGCUCAGGAUUCAUACAACUUUGAUGACAGGAGGGGACGGAUCGCACCACCAGUGGCUCCUAAACCACGCAUCAUCCCAGAGAUCUCUCAGAUUCCUAAGGCAGAGGGUAAAGGUGCUGAGCUAUUUGCACGAAGACAGAAUCGCAGAGAUCUCUUUGUGAUAGAUUCUCCUCAAUCACACACUCAGCAGCAGCAGUAUACACAGCCCCAGUCUGCUAUGGCUAUGAUCCAUCCAUGUGAGCCUUCAUCCUGGAAGUAUUCUCCAAAUGUCCGUGCUCCCCCACCCAUUGGGUACAACCCUCUCCUGUCCCCUUCUUGUCCCCUGGGAUUACAACGUGGAGGAGCAAAGAGUUCUGAAAGAAACUCCAAGGUGGGUAAGAGUGGUCAUGGAAUGCAGAAGGAAGGUAUCAGGGCCAUAGACUUCAUGAGACGGCAGCCUUAUCAACUCAACUCAGCCAUGUUCAGAUUUGGAGGUGACUCAAGCACACAGUCCAUAGGUCCCUCCUACCAGAGGCAGCCACAGGUGGGUCACACCUUAACCCAACCCAGGGCAGUACCCGUGAAGGCAGCACGAGUGUAUGAGAUCAAACGCUUCUCUACUCCUACUCCUAUGUCAGCUCCAACAAUCAACCCUACAGUGAUUGCCCCACGUGCACAAACCACUCUGGCUGAACCCCUGUGUCGCUCUGACAUGACCUCCCCUACCCCAUCACCUGUUUCUCCUCCACCUCAGCAUGCACCUGUAACUACUGCCAUGUCUACACGAGCUCCAGGUUUGCCAGAACUCCCUAAAAUCUCUGCCACUCCCAUAUUUCUUCCUACCCCAUACACACCCCAGGCUUCUCUUUCCAGCAUGUCAAGCCUAAGUUGCAAUGGUCUCCAGGCUACCAAACAGUUCAAGAGUGCUCCAGAACUAAGUUCCCUGCCACCAAUCCCCCUGAAGCCUACAGUCCAGGCACCCAAGCCACGCUUUAUUGCUACACGGGUGGGCAUACAGCCUCAUGUCUGGAGGCCUGGAGCUAUGUAGAAAUGAGGGAAACAUUUAAAGAAAGAUUCACUCCUUAUCAUUAUUUAUAAAACAACAAUUCAAAUACAGAUACUGGGCGAAGGAGAAUAACAACAAAUGUAUUGGUUUAUUUGGAGUAAUAUGAAACUGACAAACCUUUAAUAAUUGAGACAAAAAUUGACUGCACCCCAUGCCUUCUCGCCUGACAUUAGUGCCUGACCUCACUAAUGCUCUUGUGGCUGAAUGAGCAAGUCCCCACAUUCAGGCUCCAAAACUAGUUUAAAGCCUUCCCAGAAGAGUGGAAUGGGGACUAAAUCUGUAAUGCGAAGAUCAACAAGCACAUAUGGGUGUGAUCGUCAGGUGUCUACAAACCUUUGGCCAUAUAGUAUAUUUAUAAAUUAACAUGUCUUGUUUAAAAACACUGGUUUCUGAGUAUUCAGAAUUUUAGUCUGGUACUGAAUUUAUUGUACCAUCAUAUAGAAUGUACAAAAUGCCCUAUAUAAUUAUCAUUCUUUGUUUAGCACCCAGGUAUAAAACCUAAAGAUACACACCACAGUAUAUAUAAGACUGGCUAUAUCCAAGUUACUCCAUCACAGUGUUUUUAGCCUUUCAAUAUGCAUCUCAUAAUAGAGAUGUGCUCCACACUGUAGUCCAUGUACGAUAAUCUUUCAGAAAUGUCAGCAGUGUUUUGAGCAGAGCAGAAAAAGCUUAUUAUUAAACGCAACAAACCCCUUACCAAGAGUCUUAGAAGAAUUGCAGAUAAGGUACUGAAAAAGAACACCACAGUGGAGAACUGAUUAAACUGACCAUAAAGAAAUAUCAUUGGGAUUUGAGUUGUUUGAUGACACAUUAUCAAAGCUACUCACAGUCAAAUCUAUUAUUAUGGCACCUAUCAAUAGAAUGAUCAAACUACUAUAUAAAAUGAAUGUUUUUUCGCUAUUUACAUGUUCUACUAACAUCUGGAGAAAACACUUACCUUUCCCUAAAGAUUAUCAGUUAUUAACAGAAAUAAAGGGGACCGCAAACAAUGAGAAACCCUUAUAGCCGCUAUAAAAUAUGGUGGUGGAUCAGUGAUGCAUUUAGGCUGUUUUAUAUAGUCCUGUGUUCAAACUAUACAGCAUACUCAUAUAUUAUAUAUAGUAUACUAAUAUACUCAUAUAUUAAAACAAAAAAAAUCACUCACUGUGUACUUUAUUCAUUUUAUAUAUUCAUUUUUGCUAAUUAUCAUGAACGGUGCCAAAGUUUUGGAGUUGACUGUAAACUUCUAUCUGUGGGGUCUUUUUGCUGGGACCAAUAAGCUUUAUUAAUGUUUGAAAAUGAAAUGGAACUGCAAGGCGCUGGAAAAAGGAAUAAGGUAAGCUGGAUCCCUGCUUCUCAUAAACCAAUCAGAAAUUAUAUCUGUCCUGGCAGACCCUGGAAGGAACAGGUGCAUGAGUGUCACAGCCUAUUUGUGGGAGCAACGUAAACAGCAAACCAACAUUAUCCAAACGGGCUCUAGCGCUUAUGUCUCACUCGCAUUGUAAUAAACAAAUAAAAUGUAUUUAAUAAACAUGUGGCUUUAAGAGCUCAAACUAGCAGUGUUAAAGGUUAUGUGGGCAAGACAGUCCAAGAGAUGGGUUUGAAGAGCCUUCCAAUUAGUUCUGUGUUCUUAUAUAAGCAGUUACACCAGGCAUACAAAGUGACCACUCUACAGGACUUUUACAUGCUUAUUAACUAGAUCACUGGAAUUAGACAUAAGGAUUUUGUUGUCAGUCGUGUUGUAUUUUGGGUGCUUUGAGAUGAUGAUAUAUUCCCAGCUAGUUGAUUGUAACUUGAGGUGAUAUUUGAGUGUGAGCUCCCAAAGCCACUAGUGAGAGAAAGGUAAGCAGAAAGCUAAGAUGAUCUGUUAGGGUUAUCAAGGCAGCACUGAUGGAAAAAGUAGCAAGUAGUACAGGAACUCAUUACAGGAGCGUAUUAUACUACUCAAUGUAUGAGAUGAUGAGAGAAUAAAUGAUGAGGUACUAUGGAUAAACAUUAUGUUCCUCAAGGCAUAUUUAACUUUGAAUAGACUUACCAUAAACCAAUAUAACUAGUGUUGAACAUGUCACAUAAUGCACUUGUGUUUAUUUUCUGCCUAUAUUGAUUUAUGCACUCUUCUGUAAACUAUGCACGAAAAGCUUGAUCGUAAUCAUUGCACUAACAUAUUAAUGAUAGUAGACUGUGGUGAGGAUCUGAUUGUUAUAUCAUUUGAUUAGUAGAAUCUUGGGUAAAUGGGUGUGUGUGUAUAUGCCACAGUGAUGGUGAACUGAAUGACUUAUGAUGAAAAGAUGUAUUUUUCAAGAAAUAAAAAUAAACUCGAACCCUU
Ictalurus punctatus (channel catfish) is the source of this 6109-nucleotide messenger RNA. It is a transcript of the gene synpo2la, whose product is annotated as synaptopodin 2-like a. Lineage: Eukaryota; Metazoa; Chordata; Actinopteri; Siluriformes; Ictaluridae. Gene Ontology annotation, cellular component: actin cytoskeleton; Z disc; nucleus. Bases 232 to 3786 code for a protein of 1184 amino acids. The transcript is spliced from 4 exons. Gene Ontology annotation, biological process: positive regulation of actin filament bundle assembly. Gene Ontology annotation, molecular function: actin binding. The record is from RefSeq and is a predicted model, not a curated record.